Molecule: messenger RNA, 1329 nt
Organism: Alternaria ventricosa
Lineage: Eukaryota; Fungi; Ascomycota; Dothideomycetes; Pleosporales; Pleosporaceae
Exons: 1
Coding region: 1-1329 (442 amino acids)
Source: RefSeq, a predicted model, not a curated record
AUGGCUUCAGCGGCAACUACGCUUCGGGGUAUUGAACAACCAGGACUAUACUGGAAGCCAGGUCUUUUCGGCGCCAGGCCAACAUGGACUAAAGAGCCAUCCCUUGACAAAAUUACAGAGUUGGCGCACAACCAUUUGAAGUUGCCACAGGAUGAGCUUGUUGACUUGAGGCCUUUCGCUGAAGGCGCCUUCAACAAACUAUACGAAGUCAUCUGCUCUAAGGGUCAAUUCAUUUUCCGUGUCACGCUACCAGUAGCACCAGAAGUCAAGACCAGAAGCGAGGUCGCUACGCUGAGCCUUCUCCACGAGCGGACCAACAUUCCAGUUCCCGAGAUCAUCGCGGACAACGAUGAUCUUGAAGAUGACCUAGGUUUUGAAUGGAUACUCAUGGAGCGCAUGCCAGGUCGUCCUCUGCGAGAAGUAUGGCAUAAGAUGUCCUGGCUUCACAAAGAGCUUCUGGUCAAGCAAAUAGUAGGCUUCAUGGUUCAGCUGUACUAUCUAAAGCUCCCCAGUAUAGGUAGUCUUUAUUCUGAGGAGUCGAUAUUCGACUGGGAUCGCAGCAGAAACUACACAGUGGGAGAUGCAGUCACGCAAGCUUUCUUCAUAGACGACCAUAUCCAGCAGUCCAUCUACCGCGGUCCGUUCGCAAGCAGCCAAAGCUUCGUAAAUGCUCACAUGGCCUUCCUUCAACACGACAUCACCAAGCUACAACACGCAGAAGGCUCAGAUGGCUACGACUCCGACGACGAAGAACAAGCAGAAGGAAUGUCAGAGAUCUACGCCAAACUCCAAAAGGUGAUUCCAACGAUUUUCCCAGCAGCGAACCCAGGGGACGAAGACGAAGAAACAAUUCUCUUUAACGGCGACAUCUCCUUCAACAACAUCAUCGUCUCCCCUUCUGGAGACCUCGUCGGUAUCGUAGACUGGGAAUGCACAACCACAGUGCCACCCUGGCACGCCUGUCAAAUCCCCCAGUUCCUCGACGGUCUCUUACCCACAUCCACUACUUCACAAUCCCAACCACCUCUACCCCUCACCCCCGAAGCACUCGCCGACAAAGACGCCGUACAAUUCCACCACGAACAACUUCAAGCCUACGAGCUUACCUGUCUACGCACCUUCUUCGUCGAAGAGAUGCGUAGACAGUGUCCGGAGUGGUUGGUGUAUUGGCAGGAAGGGGCGAAGAAGAGGGAUGUGUUGAUUGCGAUUGAAGAGUGUGGGGAUGAUAGUCAGUGGACGUUGAUUAAUGGAUGGUUGGAUGCGGUGUUGGAGGGGAGGGAGCCGAAGAAGGGGUUGUUGGAGGCGAUGUGGACGCCUGUUGGCGAGUAG